Molecule: messenger RNA, 623 nt
Organism: Cinara cedri
Lineage: Eukaryota; Metazoa; Arthropoda; Insecta; Hemiptera; Aphididae
Source: the annotation of a GenBank genome assembly
GUAAGAACUUGCACGUGCUAUAUUAAUCAAACUUUGUAUGUUGGGAAAAUAAAUUAGGCAUAGAUUAGAUUAAAAUUGUCUCAGUCGGCUUCUAGGUGCGAUUAAGUAAAGUGUGUUUUUAUGUCCUGUCGGAUUUCAUUAUGAGCGAAAAUAUUGAACAACGAAUGUGCAUUAAAUUUUGCCAUAAACUGGGAUAAACGGCUACUGAAACCUACCAAAUGUUACUGUUAGCUUAUGGAGAUGAAACCAUUUCCCGUACUCGCGUUUUUGAAUGGUUCAAACGAUUUAAAGAGGGUAGAACAACUGUUGAAAGUGAUAAACGUGAAGGACGCCCGUCAACAAGCCGCAAUGAGGAAAUGGUUCAAAAAAUACGAACAGCAAUACGAGAUAAUCGUCGUUUGACAACUAUGGAACUUAGUAAUGAGUUUCAAAUCUCAUUCGGAUCAGUUCAAACCAUAUUGACGACUGAUUUAGAUAUGAGAAGAGUUGCUGCCAAAUUUGUUCCAAAACUGUUCUCAGAUGAGCAAAAAGAAAACCGAAAACAGAUCGCCACUGAUUUGCUAGAGUAUUCCGAAUCUGAUGAAUUUUUUUUAAAAUCAAUUAUAACUGGUGACGAGACUUGA